Blepharisma stoltei is the source of this 496-nucleotide messenger RNA. The record is from the annotation of a GenBank genome assembly. NCBI's taxonomy places the organism in Eukaryota, Ciliophora, Heterotrichea, Heterotrichida, Blepharismidae.
AUGGAUAGAGAAGAAGAAAUACGCCAAGAGUUAAUCACUGAGAACGAAAAUUUAAAAAAUGAAAUAGAAGCUCUUAACUCCCCUCCUUCCAUGAGCGAUCAAAACUAUUGGAAAAAUCCCUAUUUUUUACCCAAAAACUCACCCUCCAUGAUUGAACAAACAAAAAAUUUUUAUAUAUAAGUGAUAAUUAGUAUAAUGAAAUCUCUAGCUAAUUCUGUUUAAUUUUUAACAAAUUGCAUUUUAAAACAUAAAUUUUGCAAAAUAUUUGCUUUUGGGAUUUUUUAAAUUUCGAAAAAAAAAAUUACUAUAAAUUUAUAUAUAAAUCCCUUCCAUGAGCGAACAAAUUUUUUUCGAUCGAGGAGGAGGGAGUAAGAGUUUUUUUUUGGCACUCAAUGAGAAAAAAGCACAAAUGAUUAGAGAAAGAGGGGAAAGGAGCGGGAUUAUGAAAAGGAAAAGAAGCGUUUCUGAAGAAAAGAAGACAAAAAUAUCAAAAUAA